Molecule: messenger RNA, 3485 nt
Organism: Mus caroli (Ryukyu mouse)
Lineage: Eukaryota; Metazoa; Chordata; Mammalia; Rodentia; Muridae
Gene: Zfand3
Product: zinc finger AN1-type containing 3
Molecular function (GO): DNA binding; zinc ion binding
Source: RefSeq, a predicted model, not a curated record
GGUGCGGCCCGCCUCCAGCUGACCCGCCUGGAAUCCCGGCUCGGAGCUCCGGACUCGCGCCCGCCUGCGCGCCCGCUCCCUCCCCCUCCCCCCGCCCCGCGCCCCCCGCCGCUGCCGCCGCCGCCUCCGCUUCCUCCGAGGGGGGCUCAGGCCCAGCCGCCGUCGCCUCCGAGCUCCGCCGCCGCCGCCGAGCACCAUGGGAGACGCCGGGAGCGAGCGCAGCAAAGCGCCCAGCCUGCCGCCUCGCUGUCCCUGCGGCUUCUGGGGGUCCAGCAAGACUAUGAAUCUCUGUUCCAAAUGCUUUGCUGAUUUUCAAAAGAAACAACCAGAUGAUGAUUCCACCCCAAGUACAAGUAACAGCCAAUCAGAUUUGUUUUCCGAAGAGACCACCAGUGACAACAACAAUACCUCUGUAACCACGCCAACUCUUAGUCCCAGCCAGCAGUCGCUCCCGACAGAACUGAAUGUAACUUCACCGAGUACAGAGGAAUAUUCACAGUCCGAGAACGAGGCCUCACCCGUGAAACGACCGCGACUAGUAGAGAACCCCGAGCGGCCUGAGGAGAGCGGUCGGUCGAAGCAGAAGAGCCGACGCCGCUGCUUCCAGUGCCAAACCAAGCUGGAGCUGGUGCAGCAGGAACUGGGAUCCUGUCGCUGUGGCUACGUGUUCUGUAUGUUACAUCGCCUCCCAGAGCAGCACGACUGUACAUUCGACCACAUGGGCCGCGGCCGCGAGGAAGCCAUCAUGAAAAUGGUGAAACUGGACCGGAAAGUGGGGCGCUCCUGCCAGCGCAUCGGGGAGGGGUGCUCCUGAAGGCCAGGCACGCCCACCACACGACGCUGUUCUUAGUUCACUAAUGUUAGCCUUAUUUAGGACAAAGUCAGCCAGACACCUUGUACUGGGCACGCGUCAGACCACAGCCGGCCGUUUCCUUUCUUUAGCCAGCCAUCCUGGUACUGUAGGUUAGGGGUUGAUGGUGGAUGAAAUUGAUUUCUGGCUGGUUACUAAGGUGCCUGCUAGCCAUUGUAUAAAAUUAAAACAUGAAGAAUAUUUGUUUUGAGCAUGGCUAGUGGAUUUACAACAACACAUGCCUGUCACUGCUGGAGUCAGACUUACAAAAGCCUUAAGCGGAGAGUGUCCAGGCCAGGCUGAGUCAGUAGCGGAGGGCGGGCCUCGGCGCCCACGCUCGCAGCUUUGACAGAAACUCUUCCAUGGUCGGCCUUUCACCUCUUCACUUUCGCUUGGUCCCAGCAGGACCUGAUGGCCACGCGUGCCUUGGCCACAGGAAGCUGCCGAGACUGGCCGUGUGGCUGGGCUAGGCUGUGCCCUCACUCUCCCUCAGCGCUGGAAGUCGGGGGUGGGGGCAGGUUCUGUGGAAGCAGCUUUUUGCCUGUUGUUACGGGGAAACUCAUCACACAAGAAGAGACAACUUCACUUUGAAAAUUAGAUCCACUCAAGAUUAGUCCACGCAUGAUCCCCACCUUUUCUGCACAGGAUCCGUGGUCGUGACCCCACUGGCUCUGGCUGUAGCUUGCCAAGGGCAAUGGCGUUGCUUGUGACAGCCCUGGGGCUGAGGCCUGCACCUGGGCCUUGGCAACCGGAUUUCUUUCUUUGGAGUUUGAAAAGCUGUCUCCUGACCGCGAGAAUCAGUGAGCGCACAGGGGAGCCGCUGCUGCCAACCCGGCAGGGCCUUGCCUCCAUGUGUUUCUAUGUGUUUCUAUGCAGCCAUAGUUUGAGGACAGCCAGGCACCCACCUCAGGACAAGUUCAGGAAGGGAAGACAGUGGACUGUACGGGACCUGGUGUGUGUGGUGUUGUGAAUGGUGGGGCUGUGGGUGGGAGAUCACUCUCAGCCUGGGCCUGAGUGGGGCUGGGUAGAAAACAUUAACAGUCAGGUGGGUGGGGCCAGGGAGAUUCUAGGAGUCCCUUGAAAGCCUGGAUCAGGUCUAAGUGCCACACAGGUGCCACCUGUCCCAGAUUGUGGCUUGGCAUGGAGCUGCCCACGUCUGGCUGCUGAUGAACGGUUUAGCCCAGUGACUUCCCUCUGUGUAGCUGAGCAAGGUCUGCUCUCCAGAGGAACACAUCUGCAUUGAACACAUCUGCAAGUACAAUGUCUUGAUCCAAAACAGCAAAUAGGAAAUCAUGUUCUUCCCACCCUGCACCCUGUCUGCACCCCCACGGGGACCCAGUGCAGAAUCUCCAGCCUUAAUUCUUGCUUCAGGACCCAGACCAGCGCCUCACUCUAGGGCAGCCCAGGACGCAGGUGCCAAGUCUGCCUAGCGUUUACCACUGUUGUUAAGCCACAGCCCUUGGCCACCACAUGGUCAUCCUCAGUGAGGCGCCAUGAACCCUUCUUAGGCCCUCAGGUCCCCAUAGCACUGGGAGGGGGCGCUGGGGACCAUGUGCCCAGGGACUGCAGCCAGGUUCACUCUGCUGGGAGAGCUGGCUGGGGGGAAGGGCUUGUUCCCUACAGUGUCUGUUCUGUGAAGUUUGUUACGUGUAAGGGAAGCUGAAGUUCUUGUAUCUUUAAAGAGGAAAUCUUAUUUAACCCUUUGUGUCCUAGAUUGACUUACACACAUAGCCUAGAGCUCAGUUUUAGUUUAACAUUGUGAAAAUAUUAAAAGAAUCUUGUAACUUUAUUCUUUUUUUUUCUCCUGCUGAAACAAAUUAAACCAAUCAUAUGGACAUUUGGAUUGUCUGUGUUGGCGGCUCUCCUAGUGCCCCAGGAUGUCCAGGAAGGGAGGGCAGCGCCUCCCUGCUUGUAGCAGGGCUCCAUAGUACCUGGGGUGAUUUGCCCAGUGCGUGCCCAGGUCCAGCAGCCGCGUCCCUGUGUGGAUGCCAGAAGGUCCUAGUGCAGGCAUGGCAGGGGUGCCGUGUCUCUGGGGCCAUCUCUUGAGGACCCCAGGUAUGGGUGGGUUGGGUGUCUGGGGACUUGAGUCUAGCACGGGUGAGGGCAGGCGGGAUGAAUGCUGCCCUCUCCUGGGUGGCUGCAGGGAUGAGCACAUGACUUGACGGUCAGGAGACACUCAACUCUUUUUUGAAAGUUCUACCUCAGGCAGAGGAAUGGCACCUACACCACCCCACAGUUGCCAGAGGGUGAUGGAAAAUGGCCAGGAAGUUCAGAGUGCUUGGCACAGGGCAGGAGAAAGCCAGCAGGCUAGUCUGACGGCUGAAGUGUGGCCAAGCCAGGCUCUCUAAUGGCUACAGAGAGAAAAGGCCCUGGGGAACUCUGAGAAGCACCCCUCCCUACCACCUCCACCCCCUACGAGCACAGAGUGUAGUGCAGGAAGGCUCUGUCCUCUGCAGCCAUCACAGCACCUGUCGAGUGAGCAAGGGAGGGGGAACCUCUGUCUGAGGCGCCUUGCACUGGAAAGGGGGGCACCUAACUUAUCUUCUAAUCCAAGGGUCUGGAGAAUGUCUCAGAUCCUGAAGUGUAUGUAGAAUAUUAAGUAAAACAGGAAAUAAAUGUGUUAUACCCUCUCCCA